Molecule: messenger RNA, 6393 nt
Organism: Salvelinus fontinalis (brook trout)
Lineage: Eukaryota; Metazoa; Chordata; Actinopteri; Salmoniformes; Salmonidae
Product: pleckstrin homology domain-containing family M member 3-like
Exons: 9
Coding region: 796-3063 (755 amino acids)
Source: RefSeq, a predicted model, not a curated record
GCGAUGGAUGAGGAGUCAGAGGUUGCAUCGGGGAGGAAGAGAAAAAUAACAACAAACCCUGACAGUGAGAGGCUAAACUGGCUGGGCAGAUGAAAGGGAACCCCGCUCCAACCAGGUUGGUCCAUGCCUGAGGCACAGGUUGGCUGUGUGUUGGACUAUUCCAUUUACUCCCUCAAACUGGGAUGAUCCAAACAUUUGAGGGAGCGUCUGAUGAUGAGUCUGACUUUGAGGAGACGUCCAUUUGAGACCCUUUUUAGCUGAUGAUUGAGGUGAAUCUUCAUAUUGACAUCAUCACCCAAUGUGGAGGAGGAGCAUUCUUCUUUGUUACACACAUCCAUAUGUGGAUUCAUGUGAAAGCUCUCUCUCUCUCACUCACACACAAACACACAGCACGUCAGUUCUUCAAGUGUGUGUGUGUGUGUAUCGGCCUGUGUAAGAAAAACAGUGCCACCCAAAACUGUGCCAUGAGAAUUUCUGGCAAAGGCCAGACCUACUCCUCUUACUGUGCCAAUCUCUAGCAUUAACUCAAUAGGAUCGUCCGCCUCUAGCUAGUUGAUUAACAGAGCUGUGUUAAAGAGGGAUUGUUGUCCUGGAAGGAGCUUCCUGCCCUCGAGGAACACCAUCCGCUCAGACUGCCUCCCUCUGAGGCUCAGGCGGCAGAUGCUCCGGCUGCAAGUUCCAGAGCCACCCUGCCCCAUUGAGGACCACCCCACCCCAUAGAGGACCAUCCAGCCCCAUAGAAGACCACCCCGCCUGCCCUAACAGCCUCUCGGAGGGACCCACCCCAGGAGCACCAUGGAAGGGCUGGAGGUGGAGGACAUUAGUCCUGCCCUGGAGGCCACUGAGGACUUCCUACACUGCCUGGAUGGGGGUGGAGGCCAAAGCCACUGCCAGGGUGGGGAUGGGUUCCGGCAGCCCAGGCAACAACACCCCAAGCUGCAGGAGAUGUCUGCAGCCCUGGGGAAGCUGAGCUCUAGCGGGGUUUGGGGCCUGCUGGCCAGGGAGCAGGGGACUGAGGUGUCCCCCCGUAACGUGGCCUGGGCUGACCAGCCCUCUGCCUUCAGUGUGCUGGCUCUGAGGCAGGGGAAAAGGAGUCGUGCUCGUUCCACCAACGACCUGGCUGCCCACACCAAGGACACCAACAACACCACCUCUAAUUCCUCCAACACCGCCUUUAAGAAAGGCCACAACCGCUCACGUUCUGAUGUCAACUACCGGCCGUCCUACACAGACAACACUAAUGGCCUGCCUGCUGUGGACAAGAACAUGCUGAAGAACAUUGCUCUCAACGACCAGAGAGAAGAAGCUCAUAAGGACAGCAGCAGCGGCAGUGUGGUGAAGCAGGGCUCCCUGGAGCAUCGUGAGGGUCAGAAGGGUCGUUGGAGCAUCUGCCACCUAGAGCUGACCCCCUGUGAGCUGCGUCUCUACAGCCUGGACAGCAGUGGUAACCGCCAGCUCUGCACCGCCUACUCCCUGUCCCACUGCCAGGGGGUUAGCCAGCCCCAGCCACCACAGGACGGACGAGUCCUCCAGGCCCUCUUCUUCAACAGCUCCACCCGCCUGCAGUUACGUGCUGCCUGCCAGUGGGAGGCGCUAGACUGGAGGAGGCAGAUCUGGGAGAGAGUAUUGGCUGCCCGGCCCGCCCACAAACAGGCAGAGGCGCCUCCAGUCUUAUCCCCGUCGUCAUCCAUCUCCUCUGGAGGUCUCGACACCAGACCAGACCCCAUUGGUCCUGCUGAGGCUGCCCUGACCCCUCAUACCUCGCAUCUCCCCCCAGCCCGGCCCACGGCUCUGCCCCUGUUCACCAAGCACUGUGCUGAUGUCCUCAAGGUGGGUCUGCUCCACCAGCAGACUGACCUCAACAACUGGAGGGCCUUCACCUUCGUGCUGAGUCGUUCCACGCUGCAGGCCUUCCCAACCGAGGGCCGGGGGCCUGUGUCCGAACCUGUCCUCCACUACCCGCUGGCCUCCUGCCUGGUCGUGCAGAGGGACGAGGUCGAGGGGGCCAGCGCCGCCCGUUUCCAGGCAGUCUUCCCCAGAGAGGUGCUCCGUCUGCGGGCUGAGAGCCAACUCAAGGCCCAGGACUGGAUGGAGGCCCUGCUGACGGCCGUGGCGGCCCAGAGGCCCCAGGGGGAGGAGGGUCAGGGCUCCAGCCAGGCCCAGCCAGGUGCAGUGUCGAUGGGGACGGGGGUGCUGCUGAGGACCAAGCCCUCCAGGGAGAGGAAGCAGAGGGAUGCCCAGAGGGCCAAGAGACAGUCAGUCACCACCAGCUUCCUCAGUAUCCUCACCUGCCUGGCUGUGGAGAAGGGCCUGACCACCCAGAGCUUCAGGUGUGCAGGGUGUCAGAAGCCAGUAGGGUUGUCGCGGGGCAAGGCCAAGGUGUGUUGCUACAGUGGCAGGUACUACUGCCAGAGCUGUCAUCAAGACAACCUGUUCCUCAUCCCUGCCCGCCUGCUGCACAACUGGGACACCAACAGACACAAGGUGUCCAAGCAGGCCAAGGAGUUCCUGGAGUUUGUGUAUGAGGAACCCCUGCUGGACGUGCAGCAGCUGAACCCGUGUCUGUAUGAACACUGUGAGGGCCUGGCUGCAGUACUGCGCCUGAGACAGCAGCUCCAGUCCCUUAGAGCAUACCUGUUCAGCUGCCGCGCUGCCGUGGCCGAGGACCUCCGUAGAAGGAUCUUCCCCAGAGAAUACCUCCUGCAACACAUCCACCUGUACUCACUGGCUGACCUGCAGCAGGUGAUUGAUGGGAAGCUGGCCCCCUUUCUCUCCAAGGUGAUUAAGUUUGCCAGUUCCCACGUCUUCAGCUGCAGCCAGUGCAGAGAGAAGGGCUUCAUCUGUGAGAUGUGUCAGAACGGACAGGUCAUCUACCCCUUCCAGGAGAGCGCCACUAAGAGAUGUGAUGGUUGUGGAGCGGUGUUCCAUACAGAGUGUCAUCAGAAGGCCCAGCCGUGUCCACGCUGCGUACACAGAGAGCUCCACCAUAAGAGAGCCUCCUCUUUCUGGAGCCCUGACGACGAUACACCAGGCUUCUUCACACUGCCUUACCAGUACACCUGAUCACAAAUACACACACAUCCUGGGACACACACACACACACACACACACACACACACACACACACCCAACACCCGGAGAUACACACACACACACACACACACACACACACAGAGAUUGAAACAGCAGUUCCACUCCACAGAGCUACUCUCACCAAAGUCAAUGGAAGCAUGUGUGUUUGUGUGUGUGAGCCAGCCAGGAUGCACAGUGAGAGUGUUGAUGACUAAGAAAGGGUUAUGCUCUCUCACACACACCUGCUUUGUGAGCUAAGCUGACAUCACUCUCACCUGGGAGCCUCUCUGCUAUGUGCUAUCUUCAUAGUGCUGCACACACACACACACAAACACAGAUACACAGAUACACACACACAAACACAGACACCACAAAUAAAGGGAGAGGGACUAUGCUGACUCAACAGCAGGGAUUGGUCCUCUUGACUUUCUGGACACAGUCGCGCGCACACACACACACACACACACACACACACCACCUGAAGGUGUUACGAGGUGACCUGUCCACAUAGACAUACACACACCAGGUGACCAAACAGCUGCUUAAAAGAAGAACAGCUGGUGUGAUGUCACUAUAGCCUAUAUCUAUAGCCUAUAUCUGGACUGUUGGUGUGAUGUCACUAUAGCCUAUAUCUAUAGCCUAUAUCUGGACUGUUGGUGUGAUGUCACUAUAGCCUAUAUCUGGACUGUUGGUGUGAUGUCACUAUAGCCUAUAUCUAUAGCCUAUAUCUGGACUGUUGGUGUGAUGUCACUAUAGUCUAUAUCUAUAGCCUAUAUCGGGACUGUUGGUGUGCUGUCACUAUAGCCUAUAUCUAUAGCCUAUAUCUGGACUCUGUUGGUGUGAUGUCGCAACUCGCUAUAUAUUUGGACUAUAUAUCUGAACUCUACAUGUCCCUCCUUCCCCACACUGUCCCUCUGCCCUUCACUCUCUCUUUAUCCUCCCCGUCACAUGUUUUUGCACUAUUUAUGCAUGUUCAUUAGGAUGUCAAGCCACAGACUGGGCUAGUAGCCACUGUAUUUAAGGAUGAGUUUGCUUAUUUAACUCACCUAUUAGCCCUUAGAGCCCCUCUAACCAACCAACCUUUAUCCAGACAUAUUAAAUAGGAGAGUCCAAGUGGGGGGACGCUUAUUAUGAUCAAGACACACUUGAAACUAGAAUGAGAUUGAGUCAUAGUUAUUUUCAAAUCACAUAUCAUCCUACCAUGUAUGCUUUUUCCUUGAGAGUGAUAGGACAGCAGUAGGGAGUAGCUGCCCCUAUGGGGCUAGAGGCUGGUGGAUGUAUUGACUGUCUCCAUUAUACUCCGUAGGAAAGGCUCCAUCAGGUCAGCCCUACAUCCCCCAGGCCUCAGCCACAGAGGGCCCAAAUUACAGUCUAUGGAAAAGACCAUGCAGGGCUUAGUUAUGUUACGCAAGCCAUCUCAAACCCACAGGAGCUGGGACUCUUCUACUGCUAUGACUCAGUGCUCUCACUCUAGAGUGAGUGAGUGAGUGAGUGAGUGAGUGAGUGAGUGAGUGAGUGAGUGAGUGAGUGAGUGAGUGAGUGAGUGAGUGAGGAGGGUGGUUAUUUGGGGAGGGGGGGUCUAUGACUCCCUAGUGUGACUGUUCUAAGCUCAAAGGACUGGUGGUGGAGGAUGAGAGCCCCAGUGUGUGUACUGUAUGUGUGCUUUAGGAUCCCCUUUUUCCAUUACUUGAACUCUACUUGGGCAAUAAUAUGUUUUCUCUGCAUUGUUGCCUUUUCCUCUCCUCUCUUUCUUCUCCUACUUUCUGAGGUACUGUGCUUUAAUCGUACAAAACUUUACAAGACAGAAGCUUUAGCUUGAGUUGUGUCUUCCUUAUGCAGCUAGGCCUUUAUUUUCAGAUUCUGCUUUCCCUAGAAUGUCUUUGUUUAUCACUUUCCACAUUUUUUCCCAUUUUGUCCCAUCUCUCCUGAAAGGGCCUUAGUACCCCUUAAGCUGCUCAUCCAAGUUUUGGUUUGUUUAUUUAUUCACGUAUUUGUAUGUAAGUGUGUAUGGUUUACAUUUGAAGUUACAAGUCAUGUCACCCUCUGGAAAAAAGCUUGAUUAAAGCUGGAUAAGAGCUAACUCUGGUUCAGGCUGUUUGUGUGGCCUGCUAACACUGAGCCAGUGUUACCAAGCAGCACUAAUGCCCUGAACAAGAGCAAGAUAACGGCUAGCUAAGUGGCUGUGCUUGUUUAAAUGCAGCUACAUUAUCAUUUGGUUUUCAGUAUUUUUACAUUUUGCACUAUCAAUUAUUUUGCUGUUAUAAUGUUUGGGGUUGUAUGCUAUUAUGUCCAGUAAAUCAAUCGCUUGUUUUUUGUGUGAAUUAUAAUUAUCUGCUCUGACCAUUUCAUUCAUGUUAUUUAUUGAGUGUCUUUUCGCCUGCCUUAAAAUGAAAGCCAAUCCUGUUACAGCGAUAAUGUAGUUUGUGUGAGACUGACGUGUGGGCUUCCAUCUUUAAUCAUCAAAAUGCCUCAGAUGCCCAUGUAGUAUUAAGCCAUGUUUCUGUUUUUCAUUGUAUAGAAGAGAUCCAAAACCGAUGGUCACUGUUGCUUGAAUAAAGGUGUUUACUCCAAUCUGGAAAGCAAAGGAGAUAAUAUCUUAAAUAUGAUAUUUUCUUUUAACUGGCUUCUAGCAAAGCUCAAUGUACUAAGAGCAGAAAGGGAAGGCUUAUAAACCGUCUGUUCUUUGAAGUAAAACUCUGUGCAUACUUGCAGUAAAAUGUACAUAACUGAAGUCUAUCAGAGUGCCGGCUCUCAUAGACUGUCUUAAAAAGCUUAUAUGACUAGUAGUGUUACUGCUUCUCUUAAUGUAUGUUGAGCUUAAACAUCAGGAAUUCACUGCACUGGAAAUGGUGGACAAUACAGUCACUACUGAGGGACUGAUGAGGGCAUUGAACCUAAGGGAAGUAUUCUCCUGGACAUGUUUUUCCUGUUCAGAUGGACCGACAAAUAGGGAUAUCUUUCUUUCCACAUACAUUCUCCAACCUUCACACCAUGAGCACUUAGUUUCUGGAUUAAUGAAUACACCCUGCUAUUCAAUACUGGGUUUUUAUUGUGGAUUUUACUCUGCCUUUGUUACAUUUUGUUAUUUUGUAUCACUUAUUUAUUUUAUUUAUGUUGUGUACCAACCAGCACUUUGGACUUCAGCACUGUUUCAGGUUUACCUACUGUUCUAUCUUUCUGUUUCGAUAUGUAUCACAGCCAACAGCCAACCUCUUACAGAGACUUGUGUUUCAGUACCUGAUCCCUCCUUCCCCCUGCUUUUCUUUGUCUUUUUUUUUCGUUUUUACCACUGAUGCCAAUAAAACAAACAACUUAAUACAG